Molecule: messenger RNA, 2056 nt
Organism: Salvelinus sp. IW2-2015
Lineage: Eukaryota; Metazoa; Chordata; Actinopteri; Salmoniformes; Salmonidae
Source: RefSeq, a predicted model, not a curated record
AUGUUCUUUAGCGAGUGGAACACCAGUGUAGCAGGAGUGUCAGCGUUUGUGUUCCUCGUGGGUGCUCUCGAGGUGGGCUAUUUCCCUUUCUUUGCAUGUCUGUCAACCCCUUGCCGAGAGUUCGGGGCUGUUCUGGGAAUCCUCUGCUCUUUGACAUGGUUAAUCAUCACACUGUGGGAUACAGUGACGUGUCCCACCGGUAAGAUGCUGGGUAGUCGCCAGAAGCUAGUCUACAUGUGGCCGACCAUUUUGUCUCUCAUCUUCCUCCUGGGGCGGUUCACAUACAUGCUGAUCAAAGCUGUUCGGAUUCGCCUCCUGCUUGAAACUGAGGACCAAGAGCAGCUAAUCCAGUGUCACCAGGCCAAGCAUGUACAGAGGUUGUUGAGAAGGAGCCCUAUUGACCGUCUGCAUAAGUCCUGGCUAGCCACAACCAUCUUUGCCAGCCUAACAUCUGUGUUAUACACAUUCCAUGUGUUAGCAUGUUACCGGAAACAUCUGAAGAGAUUGUGGGCUGGGGAGAAGGGCUUUCUUCCUGAGAAGUUCCAUAAUCCCACUUCUGCAGUCAGUGGGGCUGCCAUCACAAAAUACUCCGGAUGGCAAAUAGCAUUUACUUUGUGGGGUUUUCUAAUUGUUCACUUUAUCCAGUUCGUCUUUGCGUUGCUCUUUGCCUACAGAGUGGUCCUCCCCAUCGAAAAAGGAAGAGUGUUGGAAAUGUUGACCAACCUGGGAACCGUUCUUUUGACCAUAGGUAUCGUUAUAGGAUUGGUUAUAGUACAGGUGGUGCUGGUCCAAGUGUUCUUCCUUCAGGACAAGAUCUCACCUUCAGACAGGAAGAAACCUCUGGCACUCAACAACAGGAAGGCGUUCCACAACUUCAACUACUUCUUCUUCUUCUACAACGUUGUGAUGGGCCUGAGUAACUGCAUCCUGCGUCUGCUGAUCAGCUGCGUGGUGGGCACCUGGCUGGUGUCACGUAUCGACCGUACCAUCAUGCCGAGGGGAUACGAAUCCAUGGACCCUGGUUACAGCACUUGGAUCGGGAUGAUUUUCGCAGACCACUACCACAACAACCCUGUCAUGGUGUGUUUCUGCCAUCUUCUCCUGGAGAGACAACAGAGGACCACAGAGGCAGCAUCGUACUCCACGUUCAACAACACACCUUCGCCAGAUUCAGUCUGUGGAAGCCUGGCCAGGCGGCGAUGGAUGCUCCUCUACACCCUGAUGAAGAACUCACGACUGAUCCUCCUUUGGAAGAACAGGACCUCCUCCAGUCACACUGACCACCAGGACACUGUGGUCCAAGCCUGGCUGCUGGCCUCUCAGACCGAACAGAUGGGACAGGCACCAGAGACGACGGCCACAGCAGUUACAUCAGAUCAGACUACGACCAAUGGGCAGGCAUUAACUGACUGAUUCUGUUCAUGGCUUAUACAUGCCCAGCCUGAAAUAGUCUAGUACAAUAAUGUGAUAUAACAUUUAGUAGACCUACACACAUUUCGAGGACACCUUUAUGGCUCAUGAGUGCUACAUUUGAUACCACAGGCCAAGCUCUUACAAUGUAUUGUUUUGUAUGUGAUGAAUCAUGGGAAAUGGGGAUAACUGGUCAGUUGAACAACUGAAAUGUGUCUUCUGCAUUUAACCCAACCCCUCUCAAUCAGAGAGGUGCCGGGGGUGGCUUAAUUGACAUCUACAUCUUUGGCACCCAGGGAACAGUGGGUUAACUGCCUUGCUCAGGGGCAGAACAACAGGAUUCUUACCUUGUCAGCUCGGGGUUUCGAUCCAGCAAACUUUCGGUUACUGGCCCAACGCUCUAACCACUAGGCUAAUAUGAUUAACGCAUUAUACAUUCGGAAAUACCUACAUAAUUACUCCUACUGUGAAAAAUGAUAGGACAAAUGGGACAGAGUUAUGCUUUUUACCUCAUAACGGUCCAUUUGUUUUUAGUAGGCCACGUAGCCACAGGAAGUAGAGGUGCUGAGGGUUUUGCAAGCACUCUCUGAAAAAUCUGAAUAAAAAAUAUACAGUACCAGUCAAAAGUUUGGACACACCUACUCAU